AAAUCCGACGGAACUGUGACUAUGGCGCAGCACUCUCAAGAGCCAGAACGCAAGAGCAGAAAGAAACGUUCACAGACAUCGUCCAAGGCUGCGAAACCACGGUCUUCGAGCAAGAAACCGCGUGCAUCACAAUCAGAAACGAAUCUAUGCGCCCAAAAUCAUGCGCCUCCAGUACAGGACGUGCCGAUGCAGUAUCUGCAAUCUUUCCAGCCACCGCAGAAUGUGAGGAGCCCACCACCACCACAAUCGCAGACCUUUCAACCUGCGAGUCCGCCACAACAUCCCGUAUAUGGUCGUGUUCCACAGUAUUCUCCUCCAUACUCGUAUCCCUACGGACCACCUCCUCUUCCAUAUGGACAGCCUGAAGCUAAUCAGUCGGUUCUCCGGUUCGCUUCGCCCCCACCUAUGAAACCCAGGGAUGAAGGUCCUUUCAAGGAGCAAUGGGACAAAUUCGACCGCAUGGCUGCCAAGUCGUACGCGGAUCUGCGAGAUGGAGCGUGUAAGGGUGCAACAAGACUGACAACGACUUAUAUUGAAAAGCCCACAAAUGCCGUGGCAAUGAAAAGCAUGCAAGCAUUAUGCCAUGGGGCAGCGUUAUACGACGCCAUUAACCACAAAUUCGAUGCAGUCAUCAACAGUAUUGAUGGCAACAGAUUUAGUGGGCAAGAGCAGGAUCUGCUGAUAUACGAGAAUGCGCAACAAACAUCGCCUAACACGAGCCCACCCCCUGGUGAUCCUCGUAAGGAAGUGCCAAAUCCGGCUCGUCAGAUGGUGGGGAAGGAAAAGGGAAACAAUCACUUCCAGAAAGUGUGGCUCUACUCAAACUCGCGACUGCCACCACACCUGCCGCCCUUCAAAGUUUACAUGCCAACAUAUCCUUUGCUGUGCUUAGCGGCAACCUAUUCCGAGCGCGUAUACACACCACCACGAUCAAAGUCAAAAGAGACGGAAACACAUGUGCCAUCUGAUUGGCGCACUGGAACGAAAGCCAUGGUUCUGAAAUCAAUACCUGUGGACGAUAUGAACACUGUUGUCUUCGCCGUUCGAGGGAGCGAAGGUUUCAUGGACUGGGCCGUCAACUACAACACCGCACCAUCUAGUCCAGAAGGAUUCCUAGAAGAUUCGU
Molecule: messenger RNA, 1126 nt
Organism: Parastagonospora nodorum SN15
Lineage: Eukaryota; Fungi; Ascomycota; Dothideomycetes; Pleosporales; Phaeosphaeriaceae
Exons: 1
Coding region: 147-365 (72 amino acids)
Source: RefSeq, a predicted model, not a curated record